This is a messenger RNA of Caenorhabditis sp. 36 PRJEB53466, 367 nucleotides long. The record is from the annotation of a GenBank genome assembly. NCBI's taxonomy places the organism in Eukaryota, Metazoa, Nematoda, Chromadorea, Rhabditida, Rhabditidae.
AUGUCCGUGGUGAUCAACGAUGACGACCACUUCAAGAAAGUGUUCGAGGAGAAGAAAGGCAAGCCGAUCAUCCUAUUUUUCACUGCCACUUGGUAUCCGGAGGCUUCCUAUUCUCCAUCAGUUUCCGAAUUGCAGGUGCGGUCCGUGUAAGCUCAUGAAGCCGAUCGUCGAGGAAAAGGCCAAAGAGAACGCCGGGCGAUUCACUGUUCUUCUGAUCGACGUAGACAUCUGCGAGCAGGCCGUCGAACAGUAUUCGAUAGACUCGAUGCCCACUUUCCUUUUGGUCAUCAACGGAGAAAUCAAGGAUUCUUUCAGUUCGUACAGUCCGGGAAAAUUCGCGGCUAUGGCUGAAAAAGCGCUCAAGUAA